CGUGUUAUGCUGCGCCGUGACGUUGUUUGGCUGCAGUUUUCCCUCCUCGCUGAGAAAGCUAUCCGGCAAUGCUGUUUGGCUAGCUAAGGAGAAUUUGAAUCGUUAACGAUAUUGAAUUUUAUCUCCCAUAUUGUGGUGAACGUACGACAAUAAUUAGACGCAAAUCCGAAGGUUAUUAAGGAGCAGGCUUAUGCAGUCUUGCUAGCCAAUCAAGAUGUUCAACAAGUCGUUUGGUGCUCCCUUUGGAGGAGGGACCGGAGGGUUCGGGACCGCGUCUACUUUUGGCCAGCAAAAUGCUGGCUUUGGAACCACUGGAGGAUUCGGAGGAUCUGCGUUCGGACAGACAGCCACCACUGGGGGCCUGUUUGGGGCAACACAAAACAAACCUGGAGGUCUCUUUGGAUCCAGUACCUUUAGCCAACCAGUGACGUCCUCCGCCACGAGUGGCUUUGGGUUUGGCGCUGCCGGUGGAACAACCACCAGCCUGUUUGGUAGCACCAACCCCGGAGCAGCCACUGGACUCUUCUCCCAACCCAGCAAUGCGUUCGGGGCCAGCAAACCGGCUGCUUUCGGCACAUUCGGGACCAGCACAGCGAGCAGCGGAGGUCUGUUUGGGGCCACAAACACCGCCUCCAACCCGUUUGGGGGCGCCGCCACGGGCUCCCUGUUUGGAGCGUCCGGGUUCACCGCGGCCCAGCAACCAGGAACAGCCCUCAAAUUCAAUCCCCCGACAGGAAGUGACACGAUGGUGAAGAGCGGUGUGACGACGAGCAUCAACACCAAGCACCAGUGCAUCACCGCCAUGAAGGAGUAUGAGAACAAGUCCCUCGAGGAGCUGCGUCUGGAGGACUACCAGGCAGGCAGGAAGGGCCCCACCAACCCCAUGGCAGCGGCGACGGGCGGGCUGUUUGGAGCUGCGGCUCCCGCCACCUCCACCGCAGCCACGGGCCUGUUUGGCUCCGCAGCCGCCAACACGGGCUUCUUUGGACAGGCCAAGACCGGCUUCGGCGCCAGUGCCGGUGGGUUUGGGGCGGCCACUGGGAGCCUGUUCGGCCAGCAGACCCCACAGCAGCAGCAGCAGCAGGCGCAGCAGCAACAGCAGCAGGCGCAGCAGCAGCAGCAGCAGCAGCAGCAGCAGGCUGCGGCCGCCAGCCUCUUUAAGCCCUUUGGUCAGACCACCACCGCACAGAACCCAGGCUUCUCCUUCGGCAAUACCAACACCAUGGGCCAGGCCAACACCAGCACUAUGGGUUUGUUUGGCAACACCGUGGCCUCCCAGGCGGGGGGGCUGUUUGGUGCCGCGGCGCCGGCCAGCGCCCCCACGGGCUUCGGCGCGGCCACCGGGCUGUUUGGACAGACCAACACUGGGUUCGGCGCCGUCGGCACACAGAGCCUGUUUGGAAACAAGCCGGCUGGCUUCGGCGCGACCACAACCAGCACCCCCUCGUUCGGUACCAGCAGCAGUCUGUUUGGCAACAAGCCGGCCCUAACGCUGGGCACGGGAGCCAACACGUCCGCCUUCGGGUUUGGUGCCAACCCGACCGGUGGGGGUCUGUUUGGUAACAAGGCGGCGCCGGGGGGCCUUGGGACGGGCCUGGGAGCUGGCUUUGGAGCAGCAGUAGGCACGGCCCAGACGUCGUUGUUUGGCAACACCCAGAACAAGCUCGGCACCACUCUAGGAACCAUGGGAGGCUUCGGUGCUGGAGGGUUUAACACCGGGGCCAGCACCCUGGGCUUCGGCGCCCCACAGCAGCCCGUCGCGCUGACCGACCCCAACGCCGCCGCCGCCCAGCAGGCGGUGCUGCAGCAGCAGAUCAACGCGCUGGCGUACUCGCCCUUCGGGGACUCCCCGCUGUUCCGGAACCCCCUGUCCGACCCAAAGAAGAAGGAGGAGAGAUUGAAGCCGACCAAUCCGACGGCUCAGAAGGCUCUGACCACGCCCACCCACUACAAGCUCACCCCGCGGCCCGCCACCAGAGUCCGGCCCAAGGCGCUGACCUCGUCGGGGGCUUCCAAGUCCCAGCUGUUUGACGGGUUGGACGAUGACGAGCCCUCCCUCACCAACGGAGCCUUUGUGCCCAGAAAGAGCAUCAAAAAGCUGGUGCUGAAGAACCUCAACAGCAGCCUGUACAGCAGCCCCAUCAACAGAGACACAGACGACCUGGCCUCGCCCUCGGAGUACCCCCACAACGGCCACAGCCACAUGAUGGACGAUCAGGACGACCUCCGGGACAUGGUGGUCGGCGGGGAGAAGGCGGAGGAGGACCUGGAGGUCACCCAGUUCUACGUGAACCCCAUCUCCAAGCCCAUCCCGCAGGGUCGCUCUCAGGCUGCCCUGCAGGACACCAUCUGUGAGCUGAACAUGCAGCGGGCGGUCAGGAACGGCCCCGAGCUGAGCUGUGAGGAUGUGUCCGUGUCUCUGGGAGAGGACUCGCUUCAAGGGGAGCGUGAGGAGGAAGAGGAGGAGGAAGCGGUGGAGGAUCUUCAGAUGGCUCCUCAUCCAGCCGGCAUAGUGCUGUCUCGUGUGGGGUACUACACUAUCCCGUCCAUGGACGAGCUGGCCGAGAUGGUCGAUAACAACGGACAGUGUGUGGUGGAGAACUUCACCAUCGGCAGGAAAGGCUACGGUUCUGUGUUCUUCUGCGGGGUGGUGAACGCGACUGGGCUGAACCUGGACGAGAUCGUCCACUUCAGACGCAAGGAGGUCAUCGUCUACCCGGACGACAAGAAUAAGCCCGCCCAGGGGGAGGGUCUCAACAGACGUGCCGAGGUGACGCUGGACGGCGUGUGGCCCAACGACAAGACCACCUGCACCCAGAUCAAGAGCCCCGAGCGGCUGGGAGACAUGAACUACGAGGGCCGUCUGGAGAGCGCCUCGCGCAAGCAGGGGGCACGCUUCCUGGAGUACCGCCCCGAGACCGGCUCCUGGGUGUUUGAGGUCGUCCACUUCUCCAAAUACGGCCUCCAGGACUCUGACGAGGAGGAGGACGUGCCGUCCAAAGCCGAUCCCAAGAAGCUGAAGACGAUGCCGUCGCUUCCCCCCUCCAAGCUGCUCCAGCAGCUCCCCCCCUCGCAGCUGCAGGGGGCGCCAAAGGCUCAGUCCACCGCCAUCCAGGAGCUUGCCAGCGGGCUGGCGGAGCUGGACAGCGACAUGGCUGACAUCACCCAGGGCUCCCUGGCCGACAGCCUGCUGGGAGGGGAGGAGGACUGGGGCUCGGACGCCUUCAGCAGCCGCCUCGCCGGCCUCGCCACGGGCCCCGUGCCCUCGGAGCAGGAGCCCGUCUCGGCCUCCAGCCAGAUCGCCUCCUCUCUGGGGAUCAACCCCCACACCCUCCAGAUCAUGAAGGCUUCUCUGUUUACCGAGGAUGACGAUGAGGACGACCAGGAGCAGGGGCUGAUGAAGAGCGCCGUAGAUUCCUCCUCCGGCCGCCGUCUGGUUCCCAGAGUGCAGAACAGGCCCUCGGUCGGCGGUCUCCUCCAGGCGCGCUUCUCCUCCGGCCUGUUCGCCCAGGCCCCAGACCCCUCCCUGCGAGACGGCUCUCCCUCCUCGGCCAAGCUCCACCCUUCCCUCUCCCGGGCUUCCCCGGCGAGGGGCCAGACCCCCCGGGGCUUCUCCUGGAGCGCGGCCACCCCCGCGACCUCCUUCCUCCUGCCCGCCCGGGCCCCUGAGCCCUCCAUCCGCACCGUGGGGGCCCGCCGGCUCGGCGGCCCCGUGGCCUUGAAGGAGUCCGUCACCCUGGGCAAGGGAGCCCUGCUGAUGGACGCUGGCCUCUUCAUGGGCCGGUCGUUCCGCGUGGGCUGGGGCCCCGGCUGGACGCUGGCCCACUGCGCCCAGCAGAUCAGCGCCCCCCACUCCAAGGAGCCCACGCUCAAAGGCCACAACGUGGACUUCAGCUUCAUGCCUCAAACCGUGCGGAGCAAAACCCUGACGGACAGCGCCUUCAAGGUGGUGCUGGAGCAGGUGUCGGGCGUGGAGCCCGAGCACGAGAAAGAGGGCAUGGAGGAGGAGGAGGAGAUGGAGGGCGAGGAGUCGGCGUCCAGGCUGGCCGUGCUGCAGCGCCCCCUGGAGAUCUGUCUGAAGCACAGCACCGUCAGCACGCCGGAGGGGAGCACGUGCCCCCUGGUCCAGCCCCAGCUCGGGGUCUCCGCCCUGCACGAGUACGCCCAGUGGAUCAGCAAGCUGCAGCAGAAGGCCGACGGGGACGUGGUGCUGGGCUACUGGGCCGAGGUGUGGACCCUCUGCGAGGCGCUGUGGGGCCGCCUGGGCUCCUCCGAGGCCCUGGACGACGCGGACGGCGCCGAGGCCCCCGACGAGUACCUGCAGCAGCUGGAGCGGAGGCGGGCCUUCUCGGCCUGGCUGUCGAGCGGCGCCACGAGCCGCGUGGAGGAGGAGGUGGGCAACGCCGGCAAGGAGAACCACGCCGAGGCCAUCUUCAGCUACCUGACCGGCGGCCGCAUCAGCAUGGCCUGCCGCCUCGCCCAGAAACACGGGGAACACCGUAUGGCCGUGCUGCUGGCCCAGGCCAUGGGCUCCCAGCCCUGCAGGGAGCUGCUGGGCCUGCAGCUGGCCGACUGGUGCCGCAUGCAGACGGACUGCCACAUCAGCGAGGACCGCCUGCGCAUCUUCACGCUGCUGGCCGGGAAACCCGUGUGGCAGUCCUCCGAGUGCCUGGUGAACGUGUGCUCCAGCCUGGACUGGAAGCGCUGCGUGGCCGUCCACCUCUGGUACAUGCUGCCCCCCACCGCCUCCGUGGCCGACGCCCUCGCCAAGUACCAGGACGCCUUCCAGGGUGACGGGGAGGUGGGGCUGUACGCCUGCGCUCCUCUGCCCCCCUACCUGGACCCGUCCCAGGGAGCGGACAUGGAGGACGAGGAGGAGGAGUCGGCCAAGCGGCCGCUCUACGACCUCUGCUUCCACCUGCUCAGGCUGUACAGCGACAGGCACUACAGCCUGCACCAGCUGCUGGACCCCCUGGCGGUCACCUGGGAGCGUCUGGACUACCGGCUGAGCUGGCACCUGUGGGGGGUGUUGGGGGCGCUGCAGUACAGCCACCUGAGCGGCCCGCGCCAGGGCCUGCUGCACGUCAGCUACGCCGCCCAGCUGGAGAGCGCCGGCCUCUGGCACCUGGCCGUCUUCGUCCUGCUGCACAUCCCCGACCACGCGCUGCGGGAGCGCGCCGUCAGGGAGAUGUUGAGCCUCUACUGCCCCCUGCAGCGCACGGAGGACUCUGACCGCAGGGAGCGCUUCCUCACCGAGAGGCUGCUGCUGCCCGAGCAGUGGCUCCACGAGGCCAAGGCCAUGCGGGCCCGACGUGACGGAGACCGCCACCAGGAGGCGCUGCACCUCUACCAGGCCGGCUCCUGGAACCACUGCCACAAGCUGCUCAUCCAGCACCUGGCCUCAGACUGCAUCAUCAACGACAACCACGCCUACCUGUUGGAGUUCCUGGACGGCCUGUCCCUCCCCGAGCGCAGCGUCGGCAUCCAGGACUGGGACACGGCGGGACGCGUGUACCUGGACUACAUCCGGGUCAUCCAGAGCCUGCAGGACAUCCAGCAGAUGGACAGCCCCGGCUACGAGACGGAGCGCCUCUACACGGACGUGACCUCGCUCUGCAGCCGCAUCCAGCUGCUGCCCUGCACCACUGCCAAGGACUGCCUGGCCCAGUCCGAGAUGGCCAAGCGCGUGGCCAACAUCCUGCGGGUGGUGCUCAGCCUGCAGCAGGCCGGGGAGGGGGCCGCCGACCCCCUCCUCCAGCCGCCCCACGCCAAGCUGACGGCCCUCAUCACGCGGCUGCCCAUGCCCGAAGACUACGCCCUGGAGGAGCUGCGCGGGCUCACCCAGUCCUACCUCAGGCACCUCAUCGACGUCCAGUGACGCGGGCCAACGCAGGGAGACACGGGUGUGUCCUGACACCCGGGCACAGGGGGGCCGCAGAGGAGGAUUGUUGAGGUUGACGUGAUGCAACACGGGCAUGCCCUUGCACUUAACAGGACGCAAGUCACCAUGGGAACGACUCGGUCAGAAAGCGUCGUGCUGGGGGGCGGGGGGGAUGGGGGGGGGGGGGAGGAUGCUGACGGGCGUGUCUGGGGAGAAACGGCCGCUGAGUCCGGGAACUACCACCAAAUCAUGCAGAACCAAGGACCCUUUUGGAUUCGGAGAUCGUCUAGACACGUCGGCCAUGAUUGUUCUGUGUCGCCUUCGGAGUAGGGGGUGAGGGGGUGAGGGGGUGAGGAGGCAUGUGGCGACCAGAUCGGACCGAUGGAAAGGUUAGGGAUGGACGCUGAAGACUCAAGACUACUGCCCCGACUCUUAUACAGCCGCUUGGAUAUGGUGUCUCUGUUGGAAAUAUGGAAAUAUGUUGUAUACCUAUCAUUCCGUGUGUGUGUGUGUGUGUGUGUGUGUGUGUGUGUGUGUGUGUGUGUGUGUGUGUGUGUGUGUGUGUGUGUGUGUGUGUGUGUGUGUGUGUGUGUGUGUGUGUGUGUGUGUGUGUGUGUGUGUGUGUGUGUGUCUCCAUGGAGAUGUUUCAUGAAUGCAAAAAAUUGAAAUCUUGUUAUUCAUUAGAAUGGCGAGCUGUUUUUAGUUCAUUAAAGUAUAUUUUCAUUUUCCCACAUAGCUCCCCAGAAUGUUUCGAUUGGCCUGUUGGUUGAGUUGCGUGUGUUUUGUUGCACCGGAGGAUGCAUGUUUAGUGUGCGUGUGUGUGUAAGCCAAGCAUUUAAAUGACUUUAAAUACGGUUGUAUGGUUUGGCUCAACAAGACACUUGGCCACAUGAUGAUGAAAGGAACACGAUCGGAUUUCUUUGUCAAUAUGUGAAUAGCGAUGAUCUAUCUUUCUAUAGAGAAUAACUCUUGUAUAAAGACAAUUGGACAACUUGCGAUGUUUAUGCUUUUGGAUGUUUCCGAGGAGACUCAGUAAAAAUUGUAAAAUGCGGAAAGGUCUAUUUUUGUAGGGUUUUUCUUACUCUUUGGGUGUGCAUGCCCUAGCCAGGAAGGAACUUUGUGCAGUUCUAGAGAAUGAUUUGACGUAAGAUUUCUAUUGUAUAUUGAACAUACACUUUUGAGUUUCAUUCCAUCAGUGUGUUCAUUAUAUAUAACAUUGCAAUGCGUGUUGUGACGUUUGACUUUCAGAAGGUACAACUGGGCUUUUAAACAGCGGCUGUCUGUGAUGUAUUUACACUUCAGACACGGCCAUUUGUACUGAACGCCUCAAAGGGUAUUCGUUGGAUAGCAUCCUGAAGUGUCAUUCUAAUUGCUGAUGUAGUGUUGUCAUAGAUACCUGCCGACAAGUCUUUAGUUUGUCUGAAAUGACAUCAAUUUUUUUUUUUCUUUGAGAUGCGUGUGUGUUAAGAAAUCCCCACUCGCAGAAUAUUGAUGCACACAGUGCCUUUCCCGUAUUGAAUCUCUAAAGUGUGUUGCUCCGUGUGUGUGUGUGCGUAUGGUUUUAAUAAAGUGAAUUAAAGUGUUAAAGUGA
This is a messenger RNA of Gadus macrocephalus (Pacific cod), 7472 nucleotides long. It is a transcript of the gene nup98, whose product is annotated as nucleoporin 98 and 96 precursor. Gene Ontology annotation, biological process: post-transcriptional tethering of RNA polymerase II gene DNA at nuclear periphery; protein import into nucleus; RNA export from nucleus. The record is from RefSeq and is a predicted model, not a curated record. NCBI's taxonomy places the organism in Eukaryota, Metazoa, Chordata, Actinopteri, Gadiformes, Gadidae. Gene Ontology annotation, molecular function: structural constituent of nuclear pore. The transcript has 35 exons. Gene Ontology annotation, cellular component: nuclear pore; nuclear pore cytoplasmic filaments. Bases 215 to 5878 code for a protein of 1887 amino acids.